Molecule: messenger RNA, 1744 nt
Organism: Pollicipes pollicipes
Lineage: Eukaryota; Metazoa; Arthropoda; Thecostraca; Pollicipedomorpha; Pollicipedidae
Product: serine/threonine-protein kinase OSR1
Biological process (GO): protein phosphorylation
Cellular component (GO): cytoplasm
Molecular function (GO): protein serine/threonine kinase activity; ATP binding
Source: RefSeq, a predicted model, not a curated record
CCAGUCGCCUACGGCGUCAUCACCGUUUUCGACCAUGAGGCGGCGGUCGUCCGCAGGGGAUGCGGGGGCGCUUCCGGGCUUCGCGACAUACCCGCGGCGCGCAUCUCGAGUUGUAGCUCACUUGCUCGCCCACAAGAUGGCAGACACGGCAAUCGCUCAGCCGGGCUGGCCAAACAACAAGGAUGAAUACGAAUUAGGUCCCGUUAUAGGUGUUGGUGCAACAGCAGCUGUGCAUGAAGCACUCUGCAUACCCCGGCAAGAGAAAUGUGCAAUAAAAAGGAUCAACUUGGAGAAAUGGAAUACGAGUAUGGAUGAGCUGUUGAAAGAAAUUCAGGCCAUGUCAUCAUGCCACCAUGACAAUGUAGUGUCAUAUUUUACUAGUUUUGUUGUUAAAGAAGAGCUUUGGCUAGUACUCAAGCUUCUAAGUGGGGGCUCGCUGCUGGAUGUCAUCAAGCAUCGCAUGAAGACGCAAGACUGCAAGCAUGGCGUCCUUAGCGAGGCCACUAUAGCCACUGUCAUGAAGGAGGUGCUGAAGGGCCUGGAGUACUUCCACAGCAAUGGCCAAAUACACAGGGACAUCAAGGCGGGCAACAUCCUGAUCGGCGAGGACGGCAGCAUCCAGAUCGCCGACUUCGGCGUCAGCUCGUGGCUGGCGACGGGCGGCGACCUCAGCCGAGAGAAGGCGCGCCACACCUUCGUUGGCACCCCGUGCUGGAUGGCGCCCGAGGUCAUGGAACAGGUGACGGGCUACGACUUCAAGGCGGAUAUCUGGUCGUUUGGGAUCACGGUGAUAGAGCUGGCCACGGGCACGGCCCCGUACCACAAGUAUCCGCCCAUGAAAGUACUCAUGCUCACGCUGCAGAACGACCCGCCCGGCAUCGACUCGGCCGCCGAAGACAAGGAUCAGUACAAGUCAUACGGCAAGACCAUCCGCAAGCUGGUCAACGACUGCCUGCAGAAGGACCCAGCCAGGCGACCCACCGCCUCGGAGCUCCUGAAGCACCCCUUCUUCAAGAAGGCCAAGGACAAAAAGUUCAUCCAGCAGAUGUUCACUCAGUCGGGACCGAAGCCGACCGACCGUUCCGCCAAGGUGCGCACGCCCGGCUCCUCGGGCCGCUUCCACAAGACCGAAGAGGGCAACUGGGUCUGGUCGUCGGGCGAGUCCAGCGAGUCGGACGACGAGCUACCGGCGAGCGGCGGUAACCGGUCGGCCGAGCCUGCCACCGACCCCCAGUCGGGCCCGGCCGGCGCACCUGCCACGCCGGCGCCCGCCUCCGCCGCCGCUGCCGCCCCCGCCGCUGUCCCCGCCGCCCCUGCCACUGCGCGCAACUGCAUCGACCUGGUGCUGCGCAUGAGGAGCCAGCAGCGCGAGCUGAACGACAUCCGGUUCGAGUACGAGUACGGCCUAGACACGGCCGACAGCGUGGCGCAGGAGCUGGUGGCCGCCGGCCUGGUGGACGGCCGCGACCGUAUCGUCAUCGCCGCCAAGCUGCAGGCGAUCGUCGACGACCCGCAGCGCGUCACCACGCUGACCUUUCCACUGACGGCAGGCUUCUGCGAGCCGCACGAGCGGGAUGAGACGGCGCUGAUGGGCUACGGCCAGCUGACCAUCGACACGCCGGCCGGGCCGCGCCAAUGAGAGCCGUCUGCCGAGCUCGCCCCGAAGCUGAACUCGCUGCGCGCCGAUAGAUGGCGCGAGCUCAGCGGGCGGGCAUUAGUCAUGUAACUAUGCCAUAUGGCCAGG